CUUGGACAGUGGGGAGGCGGGAAGAGAGAUUAAGACCUUCCCCAGUUGGUGCCCCAUCCCUGAACCCUGGGAACAGCAUCCCGACAGGGUAAAUGCUAUCACAUUCCACCCUGAGCCGGCCGGCCAGCGUUCGAGCUUGCAAAAUCCAGCUUUUUUAAAACAAAGCAGCUGCCUGUACAAAUCGCUUACAUUGGAGAGAUGGGGGAGAGACAAGCUGCAGUGUUCAGGAAAUAAAGCAAGAAACCUGAGCAAGGAAACUAAAGUAAAGGUCCCUGUGCAUCCGUAAUUAUCCGGGUAAUUAUCCAGCAACGCUGCAAGCCUGCCCACUCCACCCCAUAGCGUUCCAGUCCCUGUCCAACCUGCCGGGGCAAUGGAACUCAAGAAUGUGGUAGAGACUGUGGAAAACGGAGAACAAGAUGCUAUCCUCAAGGUGCUGCAGAUCUACAACCAGGAGAAAUCUCAGUGUUUCACCUUUGAAGAUGAAGAGCGGGAGGCGAGGAAAAAAAUGGCUCAGCUGCUGAUCAAGUUCCUGGAGAGAGAGCUCCAGCCCUCCUGCCAAGUCACAUGUUUGGAAAGCAUCCGCAUCCUGUCCCGGGACAAAAGCUGCCUUGACCCCUUUACCACCAGAGAAGGCUUGCAGACCCUGGCCAGACAUGCUGGCAUUGAUUACUCAGAGGAGCUCAUUCGGGAGGUCCCAGACCUGGAUGUGAUCCUGGAGGCCCUCAAAUGCCUCUGCAACAUCGUCUUCAGCAGUCCUAGGGCACAGGAGCUGACAGCUGAGGCCCGGCUAGUGGUGGGACUCACAGAGCGCAUCAAGCUCUACAACGAGAAGAACCUGUCCCACGUGUUCCUGCUGGCGGCACUGAGGGUGGACAUCCGGCAGCAGCUGGCCCAGGAGCUCAGGGGCAUCAGCCUGAUGACAGACACCCUGGAGCUGACACUAGGGGUAAAAUGGCUGGACCCCCAUGAAGUAGCCAGUGAGGGGAGCCCUCCCCUACCCCUGCCACGCCAGGAGACAGAGCGUGCCAUGGAGAUCCUUAAGGUGCUCUUCAACAUCACGUUUGACUCCAGCAAGAGAGAGGUGGAUGAGGGCCAGGAAGAUGCUGCUCUGUACCGACGCCUGGGUGCUCUCCUGCGUCACUGCCUGAUGAUUUCAGCUGAUGGAGAGGACCGGACAGAAGAAUUUCACAGCCACACAGUUAACCUCUUGGGAAACCUCCCGCUCAUGUGUCUGGAUGUUCUGCUGACCCCGAAAGUACGGCCAGGCUCGCUUGAGUACAUGGGCGUCAACAUGGAUGCAGUCAGUGUCCUGCUGGAUUUCCUAGAGCGAAGACUCGACCGGGGUCACAAACUGAAGGAGACACUAACUCCUGUGCUGAACCUGCUGACAGAGAGUGCCCGUGUCCACCGCCAGACGAGGAAGUUCCUCAAAACUAAGGUGCUGCCUCCGCUGCGGGAUGUGAAGAAUCGCCCUGAGGUGGGGAACUUGCUGCGGAACAAGCUCGUGCGUCUGAUGACGCACAUUGACACCGACGUGAAGCACUGUGCGGCCGAGUUCCUCUUUGUGCUCUGCAAGGAGAGUGUGUCGCGCUUUGUGAAGUACACAGGGUACGGCAAUGCAGCGGGGCUCCUGGCCGCACGAGGCCUCAUGGCAGGAGGGCGGGCAGAGGGAGAGUAUUCUGAGGAUGAAGACACGGACACUGAGGAAUACAAGGAAGCUAAGCCCAACAUUAACCCAGUGACAGGGCGUGUGGAGGAGAAGCUCCCCAACCCCAUGGAAGGGAUGACCGAGGAGCAGAAGGAGUAUGAAGCCAUGAAGCUGGUUAACAUGUUUGACAAGCUGUCCAGACAGCAAGUCAUCCAGCCAAUGGGGAUGACUCCAGGUGGCACUCUCACCCCUCUGGAGAAUGCUGUGCAUGAGAUGGCGGAGGAGAGGUCAUCGUCUGACUCUGAUUUGGGGUUGGACUGAUUCACACCUCUUCACCUCCCCAGGACUGUGGGCUCUCCACUCUCCCUCCAGAACUGGUGCUGCAGCCAGAGAAUAGUACUGCGUGAGGACUCUCCCAGUGGGAUCUGAAUCAGGGCUGGAGUCCACUGCCUAGACGGAUAAUAUCCACCUUCUCUCCAAUCCCGUAGCCAACUCUCCUUUUCCAAAGAGCUCUCCACAGCUUGGUCUCCUUCCCUCAGUGUCUCUGAGGAUCUCAGACUCCAACCCAUGCCCAAGAUUGUCCAGUAGGAUUUUCAUAGAGGAAGAUUGGGAAGGGGGAGGACUCGGAAUAUCUUAUUACACCAACAGGGUCCAAUAGUGUGUGGAGCAUUGUAUGAGCUGACUUCUGUGUGGGCACAUGACGUGGUGCGUGUAUCUGGAUAAACAGAUAUGGGGUGCGGGUGUGUUUGUGCAUACGUGAGGCACUUGUGCAGCAUGCAUGCAUUUGUAAGGGCACAUGAUGGUAUGCCUAUGUCAGAGAACAUGUGUGGGAAUUUGGGAACACAAGAUAAUUUGUGAAUGUGAUUGUACAAGUGGAAUAAAUGCCUGGGACGUAUGUGUAGUGAUUAGAAGAAUGGACUUUACGUGUCUGCGUACUGAUGGUAUGUACAUGUAUGGGAGAACCUGGCUGUUUGGCAUGUAUGCAAUUAUGUAUGUAUAGACAGGAACGUGUCAAUGUGUAAUGUUUAGGUACAAAUCUAGAUAACAUUUGUGGGCAUUGUCAGGGGUGUAAACAGGAGUCGCUGUGACGUUUACAGAUGGGGAUGUGAGUGUAAUGUUUAAGAACAUGUACCUGGGUGGACUCAUGUUGGAUACAUGUGUGUGGAUUCAUUCUGUGUGGGAUCACAUGUGGGUCUAAGAGUAUAGAUCUUAUGAGAAACUUUCAGCACUCACACUGACUGCAGGAUUGACAUUUGCAGGUGACUGUUUGCCAGCAAUGCUCUGAUUCGUAGUCUGUAGCACUGUGCCUGUUUCCACCACGUUCCAUUUUCUUGACUAACUUCUCCCAUUCUACUUUCUGAACAAAAGAUGGAGACCCAUUGUAUUGUUUCUUGCUGAAUCUUCUGCUUUGGCUCACACAAAUCCCUAGUUCUUUGUACUCCUAGACUGGUAUCAAAUCUCUUCCUGCACUCUGUUAUAGACGUUUCUGUUUAAAGAAGAGAAACUCUCUUCCAAUUUGUCUCCUGUACCAAGAUUUUCAGAACUUAUCAGCACAGAUAGAAAGAAUUACACAAGAAUAAAGGACACCUUCUGGCACAGACAAGUGCA
This is a messenger RNA of Pelodiscus sinensis (Chinese soft-shelled turtle), 3256 nucleotides long. Lineage: Eukaryota; Metazoa; Chordata; Testudines; Trionychidae. The record is from RefSeq and is a predicted model, not a curated record.